Molecule: messenger RNA, 988 nt
Organism: Chaetomium fimeti
Lineage: Eukaryota; Fungi; Ascomycota; Sordariomycetes; Sordariales; Chaetomiaceae
Exons: 1
Coding region: 72-776 (234 amino acids)
Source: RefSeq, a predicted model, not a curated record
GCCGCUCACAACGCUCUAGUGUGCUGUAUUCCUCGACCCGUGCUAGCACAAGCAGCAUAGCAGUUGGCACAAUGUCUACUGCUAGUCGAAACUCUAAAACCUAUUGGGGCAACGGCCCGGGCAACUCCCCCAGGACCCACGGCCGUACCCAGAACAGGCGCACCUCCCGACUCACGAUUGGCAAUGGCAGCUCAUCCGUAGAGAACGUCGACCCAUCCGGGAUGAUCAACCCUAGGACUGUGUUUGUCCGAGGGAUGAGAAUCGAAGGUUGUGGAAUUGACAUCCACAGAGACAUGAAGUCAGCCCUCUACCACGUAACGGGUAGUGGCACUUUCGAAGACCCGAGCGUUGCCUGGCUUCAGGCGGAAUGGGGAAUUGAUGAUGAGAUCCGCGAGGCUCAGUCUAACAUUGCCCGUAGAGUUGCAAAGGCCAACAAAUUCCGGUGCAUCCUCAUCCGUAAGGAAAUGCACGGAAGAGCAUGCACCUUCGAUAGGUACGGCAGGCGCAACACGUUCCGUGGAGAUGAUGGCAUACUUCGGACCGCCACUACCGCCUCCGACAACCACAUGACGGUGUGGAUGGGCGAACAUGCCGGAAGGAUACUAGUGGGCGGCCACAUCUAUAUCAUUCAGGUCCGAGACCCGAAUACAGGCAGGUUCCUCCCGCAGCUUAUGAAUGACCCCACCAACCAGCGAACCAAAUCCCUCCUUCAGCCGGGCCGGGAGAUGGUCGCCGAGGAGUUUUGGCUGGUCAGGAAUACCUGGGAGAGGAUCUAAGGUAGCGAAGGGGAGAGUCAAUUUCUCCUCACCGCACCCCCUUGGCAGGCGACCACAGUGACCCCUUGGCGGGCGAACAGCCUCAGGCCUCCUUACUUCUUUUGUAGCCAAAGUUCAGAGGCACUCAAGCCUCACCAUCUUGCAGGCGAGAUACUUGUUACAGUAGAACAAUACAGAUAUUACAUGACGUACCCAGCAGCAAUAUGACAGAU